Messenger RNA from Carlito syrichta (Philippine tarsier), 881 nucleotides. RefSeq names its product zinc finger protein 124-like. The record is from RefSeq and is a predicted model, not a curated record. Lineage: Eukaryota; Metazoa; Chordata; Mammalia; Primates; Tarsiidae. Gene Ontology annotation, biological process: regulation of DNA-templated transcription. The transcript has 4 exons. The coding region runs from base 299 to 550 and encodes 83 amino acids.
ACGAACCCAGCUUGAGUGCCGUCUCCUCGGCUCCCUCGCCCGCUUUCCAAGAGGCCCAGGUGGCUCUGCCGCGGCCUGUGUCUCCUGUGACCUACAGAACCUGGAGACCCGUCGAGAGGACCCGGAAACACUGAGUUCAAGUGAUUUUGCUGAAUAAGCUUGACUGGGAAGCAGAAUCAUGGGUCCAGAGACUUGAGGCAAAAGUCGAUCCUGAUCCUGCAAAAGAAAAUCAUUGAAGUCCCAGUUAGUUCUUUUUGGGAAGCUUCCCUUGCAGUUGUCCCAGGUGCUCACACUAGCCAUGGAAGGGGCCUUUGAACUGAGAGAAGCUGCAGAGUCGUGGAAAGCUGGAGACCCCCAGGACUCACUGGCCUUUGAGGAUGUGGCUGUAACCUUCACCCAGGAGGAGUGGGCUUUGCUGGAUCCUUCCCAGAAGAAUCUCUAUAGAGAUGUGAUGCGAGAAACCUUCAAGAAUCUGGCUUCUAUUGGAAACAAAUGGGAGGACCAGAAUAUUAAAGAUCAAUAUGAAAAUUCUUGGAGAAAUUUACGGUAAUGUAAACUCAGAAGAGGAAACAGUAUUGUUUCAGGCAAUGUUAGCAUGUCAUGGUAUUUUAAAAACAAGAAUGACUUAAAUUUAUUUAUUGUUAAAAAAUAUUUACCAGAAACAUGUAGAUUUUCAGUCUUUUCAAAAUAGUUUAGUUGGUACCAGUACUAAUAAACUGCACAUAUGAAUGAUCACAUUGAAUAACUAGAUGGGAUGGAGCUAUAUUGUAGUAUAAUCUAUCCAUUUACUUUCCUACAAUGUAGUGAUCAUCCAAAACAUUCCCUGAUUUGUAGCAAUGUAAGCCCCAGACCUAUUAAUAAAUAGAAAAUUAUUAAUAAAA